UGGCGGGUCGCGGCGCGUCGCUCCGCUUCCUGGCGGCUCUGUGCGUCGUCGUGGUGGGGGGCGGGCGGCCAGUCUGCCAACGACGUAGAGAACCCAACCACGAAGAAGACGGCAAGCAAACUGACCUGCCCGCCCGGGAACGUUCGCGCGCCGUUCCUCAGUCUGCAGUGCCGGGCGGAUGACGACUGCACCGUGCUGAACCAGCUGUGCUGCGACAAGAGGUGUCGCAAGGGGGUCCCCCCACCCACGCCCCAGCCGACGCACAGGCCGCUCCUGGGCGUGUUCCCUCGGGAGUGCUCGCGAGAGCCUCUGGUGGAGCCACUCGGGAUAAAGAACUGCACAGAGGACACCGACUGCUGGCCGCGCAUCUGCUGCCCCGAGGGGGGCACGGGCUACUGCAGGACUCCCCCGCCCACCUUCAGAAACGCACCCAACCUCACUACACUGAAGACCGCAGUGGCAUACCUGCAGUGCACGCAGCCGCCACCGCCCAUAUUCGACCUGUUCCCCCGGACGUGUCGCAACUCCCUCGACUGCUUCCCCAACCUGUGCUGCCAGGAGAGGGGCAAGAAGGUGUGCCGCCCUCCAAAGAGAUCCCUGCUGGCAGUCCUCGGAAGACUAACAAGGGUACAACCAGACACCUACUCGCAGCGUUAAGCUGCCGUACAGAAGAUCCUCGUUAAGUACUCGGACCUUUGGACGAAUCGCGAAUUUCAUCGGAAAGAGCUAAAAAGUACAAAUAAAAAUAUUUCAAUAUAAAAAAUUCAUUUUGUGCAAGAAUUGUAGGCGGAGUUAUUGCUUUAAAUGGUGCAACUGUACUGUACAGGUAAUGCAUGUUUUCUUGUAAAGUAAAUGGCGAUGCAAUGUGUCAUCCUGCAUGUGAGGCCAAUUCAACAGAUGUUUCAGACACACAUUCAAUGAAGUAGACACUUUUGUAAAUAAAUGAUCUGGCAUUGAUUUUCUGUAUAUUGAACUAGGUUCAGACACAACUUAACGAGAUUCUACCGUACUCUAAAUAGGACUAUGUAUUUGUAUCACCGUCCCAAUGCUCAAUAGAUUAAACCAGAAUUCCCAAGGGAAAUUACAAUUACAAAAUGCUAAUUUUAUCUGCCCAUUUUUUUAUGCUUGUGUGCCAGUACCAACUUUUGAAAUGUAACACACAAAAUUAAAGUAACAAAAUACUUAAAACUUUAAAACAAUUUAAAACCUAAACUGUCUAUUAAAAGGAUACAAACCAUACCUAAUGAUUUCAUUAAGUUUUGGAUUUUUAAAAAGGCACGUAAAAGGUAUGAAAAUUGUAACUGUUCUUGAUGCUCUGUUUCAGGUUUUUGAGAAUUUGUGAAGAAAUAAAUCUGGUGCUGUUUAAA
Bacillus rossius redtenbacheri is the source of this 1367-nucleotide messenger RNA. RefSeq lists its product as uncharacterized. The record is from RefSeq and is a predicted model, not a curated record. The transcript has 4 exons. The annotation marks the transcript as partial. Lineage: Eukaryota; Metazoa; Arthropoda; Insecta; Phasmatodea; Bacillidae.